Molecule: messenger RNA, 3422 nt
Organism: Ficedula albicollis (Collared flycatcher)
Lineage: Eukaryota; Metazoa; Chordata; Aves; Passeriformes; Muscicapidae
Gene: IREB2
Product: iron responsive element binding protein 2
Exons: 21
Coding region: 87-2762 (891 amino acids)
Biological process (GO): tricarboxylic acid cycle; citrate metabolic process
Cellular component (GO): cytosol; mitochondrion
Molecular function (GO): 4 iron, 4 sulfur cluster binding; iron-responsive element binding; aconitate hydratase activity
Source: RefSeq, a predicted model, not a curated record
GCGGGGCGCGGGGCGCAGUCUCGCGAGAGCUGCCGGCCCGCCGGCGCCCCCCGGCCCGCUCCCUCACGCUGACAUGGUCGCCGGCGAUGGACCCUCCCAGGACAGGAAACCCUUACCAGCCCGCCAUUGAAGCUUUGGAAAGCCACCCCGAGAAAAAGUUUUACAACGUGUCGAAGCUCGGAGGCGCCAAGUAUGACAGUCUGCCUUACUCCAUCCGAGUGCUGUUCGAGUCCAGCGUCCGGAACUGCGACGGCUUCUUGGUGAAAGAAACGGAUGCUAUGAACAUCUUGGACUGGAAAACAAAACAGAGCCAUGUCGAAGUGCCCUUCUGUCCUGCCAGAGUUGUUCUUCAGGACUUCACUGGGAUUCCAGCAAUGGUGGAUUUUGCUGCCAUGAGGGAAGCUGUGAGAAAUGCUGGAGGAGAUCCGGUGAAAGUCAAUCCUGCCUGCCCGACUGAUCUCACUGUUGACCAUUCUCUGCAGAUUGAUUUCAGCAAAUGGCCUGAGACAGUAUUGAAAAAUCAAGAGAUGGAAUUUGGCAGAAAUAGAGAGAGGCUUCAGUUUUUUAAGUGGAGUUCAAAAGUUUUUGAGAAUAUUUCCAUAAUUCCACCCGAGACUGGAAUGGCACACCAAGUGAACUUGGAAUAUUUGUCCCGAGUGGUUUUUGACGUGAAGGAUUUGCUGCACCCCGAUAGUGUGGUUGGCACAGACUCACACAUGACUAUGGUCAAUGGCUUGGGUAUCUUGGGCUGGGGCGUUGGGGGCAUCGAGGCGGAGGCGGUGAUGCUGGGGAUGCCGCUCAGCCUGCCCCUGCCCCACGUGGUGGGCUGUGAGCUCACGGGCACUGCCAGCCCCCUGGCCACCUCCAUCGACAUCGUCCUCAGCAUCACCAAGCAUCUUAGACAAGUUGAUGUCGCUGGAAAAUUUGUUGAGUUUUUUGGGAGUGGUGUUUCCCAACUGUCCAUAGCAGACCGAACCACAAUAGCAAAUAUGUGUCCUGAAUAUGGUGCUAUUCUGAGUUUUUUCCCUGUUGAUAAUGUGACAUUGGAGCACUUAAAGCAUGCAGGUUUUGAUAAGGCCAAGCUUGAAGUCACAGAAGCGUAUCUUAAAGCUGUGAAGUUAUUUAGAAGUGAUGAGAGUUCUUCCAGAGAGCCUGAGUAUUCCCAGGUGGUGCAAGUUAGUCUAGGUUCUAUAAUUCCAUAUGUCAGUGGCCCCAAGAGAUCCCAAGAUAGAGUGGCUGUUAAUAACAUGAAAAGUGACUUCCAAGCCUGCUUAAAUGAAAAGUCUGGUGUCAAAGGGUUUCAGAUUGCAGCUGAGAAGCAGAAUGACACUGUGCCUGUUGAGUAUGAAGGAAAUGAAUACAAGCUGUCCCACGGCUGCGUUGUCAUUGCUGCAGUCAUCAGCUGUACAAACAAUUGCAAUCCAUCUGUCAUGCUUGCUGCAGGACUGCUGGCCAAGAAAGCUGUUGAGGCUGGCCUGGCAGUGAAGCCCUACAUCAGAACAAGUCUGUCCCCUGGCAGUGGCAUGGUUACACAUUACCUCAGUUCCAGUGGAGUGCUGCCAUACCUCAGCAAGCUUGGGUUUGAGGUUGUUGGUUAUGGGUGUUCCACCUGUGUUGGGAACACGGCCCCUUUGCCAGAAGCCAUCAGGAAUGCAAUAAAACAGGGUGAGAUCAUUGCCUGUGGGGUGCUCUCUGGCACAAAGAACUUUGAGGGCCGCCUGUGUGACUGCGUCCGUGCCAACUACCUGGCGUCCCCUCCGCUGGUCGUGGCCUACGCCAUCGCGGGCACCGUGCGCAUCGACUUCGACAGCGAGCCCUUGGGCACCGGCUUUGAUGGCAAAAGCAUUUACUUACGAGACAUUUGGCCCACCCGCCAAGAACUUCACACAGUGGAGGAAGAGUGUGUGAUAUCAUCCAUGUUUAGGGAGUUGAAAGAAAAGAUGGAGAAAGGAAACAAACGAUGGAAUUUACUGGAAGCACCAGAGUCAACUUUAUUUCCCUGGGAUUUGAAAUCUACUUAUAUUAGAUGUCCUUCCUUUUUUGAUAAACUUGCCAAAGAAGCAGCUCCCCCAGCAGCAGUGGAGAACGCGCACGUGCUGCUGUUCCUGGGAGACUCUGUCACCACGGAUCACAUCUCCCCCGCCGGCAGCAUCGCCAGGAGCAGUGCUGCUGCCAAGUACCUGAGCAGCAGAGGACUCACACCUCGUGAAUUCAACUCUUAUGGGGCUCGAAGAGGUAAUGAUGCUGUGAUGACGAGAGGCACCUUUGCAAAUAUCAAGCUUCUGAAUAAGUUCAUAGGAAAACCAGCUCCUAAAACAGUUCACUUCCCAUCAGGACAAACGCUGGAUGUGUUUGAAGCAGCGGAGCUGUACCAGAAGGAGGGCAUUCCUGUCAUUAUUCUAGCAGGAAAGAAGUAUGGACUGGGUAGCUCAAGAGACUGGGCUGCAAAAGGACCUUUUUUACUGGGUGUUAAAGCUGUCCUGGCUGAGAGCUAUGAGAAGGUUCAUAGGAGUCAGCUGAUUGGAAUUGGCAUUGCUCCUCUUCAGUUUCGUCCUGGGGAAAAUCCAACUACUUUGGGACUCACUGGCAGAGAGCAAUUCUCUAUAAUGUUCCCUCCAGACCUGUCGCCCAGAAUGACUUUGGAUGUUAAGACAAGCACUGGAAAAGUAUUCAGCGUGAUUGCCUUGUUUGAAAACAGUAUGGAGAUAACUUUAUACAAGAAUGGUGGAAGUCUGAACUUUGUGGCUCGAAGAUUCUUAUAGUAGCUACUGACUCUGGGUACCCUGCAUAACUGGUAACUCAGCCAUGCCUUGUGUGAACCCAGGAAUCUGUACUGUGGAACUGCAAACAGUCCUAGUGUGCUCAAAGUUACUUCGUCCAUGGAUGUAAAAGAUUGUGAAUCAUUGUAACUGCAACAAAAUCCUUUCUGAUUUUAAAUAAUAUUCUAAUGGUGCUAUUAAACAUUGCUAAAAUCAACAUGUGUAUUGUGACAAGAGAGCUGUAAGUAUGGAGGGGAUGUUUUAUCAGACCAUUUUGUAAAUAAACUAUGCGAAAUUGAAACUGAUUGUGCUGAAGAUUAUUAUGUAAGAAGAUUUCCUGCAGUUGUUUCCACUCAGUUUUUGCACCUGUAAAUCUGUGUACUGCUGUUAGUUGGUUUAAGGGUAGCAGAUGGCAUGGAAUCCUAAAGACCAAACAGAUUUAAUUAUUUUUCUCAUCCAGAGCUUAAAAAAGAUACUGAGUUUUCAAUUUCUUUAGGUCAUAGGUUGAAAAAAAAGAAGUCUACAUAAGGCCCGUGGUAUCCUGUAUCACAGAUGAUGACUUCCUUACCUUUAUGGGAUUAUAUUUCAUCUGGAUCCAGACUUAAACAGCUUAAGCUAUGAAAUAUGUGAAAUACUGUGUGCUUAGAAAUAUGGGAAACAUUU